GGGGAAGGAUAAAAUAACCUAGCAUUUGUUAACCAAAAAACAAAAAAGGAAAAACCUAGCUUUUCUUUAACGGCAAAAGGACCUAUAAAUACAAGGCGAUUACAACACUAUUUUCUCAUGGUUGAAAGAUCCGUAACCUACAAUAUUUACCAAAAGAAGAACAGAGUUUCUUCGUUAUCAAUGGCGUUCAAGAAAAUGUUAGCUGAACGUCUUUUCAAUGGUUACAAUAUUACUCGUCCUUCCCUAACAACCUGCCGUAUUUGCUCCUCAACCAUGACCAAAUCGAUAGCCUCUUCAAAUCCUAGUAAGAGAGCUCCAGAUCCCGGAGACGAUCGUUUUUUUCGGCGAUAUCUCCACCGUGACUCUUUGGCAACGUCGCCGGAGCUCCGGUCUCUUCCCAUAGGAGAAAAGCUCCUUGAGAAACUGAGAGGGAUGGACAUUGCUAGAGAUAGGAUCAGACUCGACGGACUCAUCCCACCGGCGCAUCAGAAACCGUUGCCGGAGGAGGACUCCGAUGCGGAGGAGGGGAAAUUCACGUUGGCGGAUGCGAAGAAGGUUCUGAGGUUGGCGCAGCUUGAGGUGGUGAAAUCUAGGCUAAAGCAGAUAGAAAAGGAUUGGAUUUCGUACGCGGAAUUUAUUCAGAUCUGCAAUGGAGCUUGUCCAAACGAUGAUCAAGCCCUAGAAUUCGCGAAGAUGCUCGAUCAAUCGGGAACUGUAAUUGUUUUGGGAAAUAUCGUAUUCCUGAAGCCUGACCAGGUGGUGAAAGCCAUGAAAGGCCUAAUGCCAAUGCCCUUGGCCGAACCAAAUGACCCAAAAAUGAUGAAGGAGCUUCAACAAAUGGAGGAGAAGAAAGCAGCAAUUGACAAGAAGGCAGAAUCAUUGGUGCGGACAGAGUUGUGGUGUGGACUAGGUUACUUUGUGAUUCAGACUUCAGCUUUCAUGAGGCUCACUUUCUGGGAGUUAUCAUGGGAUGUAAUGGAGCCUAUUUGCUUCUAUGUCACAUCCAUUUACUGCAUGGCUGGUUAUGCUUUCUUCCUUAGGACCUCCAAAGAACCUUCUUUUGAAGGUUUUUUCCAGAGCCGGUUUAGUGCAAAGCAGAAGCGAUUGAUGAAGCUUCAUAAUUUUGAUCUUCAUAGGUACAAUGAGCUCCACAGAGCUUGUGAUCCUCAUUCGACGAUACCUGCUGGAAACACCUUAACAUUUCAUUCAUCAUCUAUGAUGUCCGCAGCAUAGAUUCUGGCAAUUUACAUGAACAUUUGAUGAAUAUUGUUUAGGAAUAGUGAAGGAAAGAGGAACCAAAGAAUGAAAAGGACGGAUGGCACAUUUUGCCUUUUCUUUUUUACUUUUUUACUUUUAAGUUAAAGUCAAAUGGAUAUAGAGGAUGCAUAGAGCUGAUCCCAAUUAAUUUGGGUUGAGGCGUUGUUGUUGUUUACUUUUACUUUUGACCUAGAUUAACGUUUCGAUUUAUCUAUGUCACGGCUAAUGUAUAUUAAGUGGAGGGUUUAUGAAAUAAUGGAAUUUAAAGAAAUUUCAAACUUAGCCGA
Messenger RNA from Nicotiana tabacum (common tobacco), 1544 nucleotides. RefSeq names its product calcium uniporter protein 2, mitochondrial. Gene Ontology annotation, molecular function: uniporter activity; calcium channel activity. The record is from RefSeq and is a predicted model, not a curated record. Lineage: Eukaryota; Viridiplantae; Streptophyta; Magnoliopsida; Solanales; Solanaceae. Gene Ontology annotation, cellular component: uniplex complex. Gene Ontology annotation, biological process: mitochondrial calcium ion homeostasis; calcium import into the mitochondrion.